UAUAGAAAAAACAAGCGAGGAAAUUUGUGAAAUUUUGGUUAAUACACAUUUAAAUCCAGAUGAAGAUCUUAUCAAAAUUAUGGAUGAUGAUAACGAUAUUAAUACAGAAGUAAAUUCAUUUGGUGAGAAAAGUGAUUUAAUAAUUGGUAAUACCUUGAAUUUAGAUGCAGAUGUAUUCAUUAAUAAUUUAGACAAAAUUAUUGAGAAUAGUUUGGAAGAGAAUUUGGAGGGAGAACGAAAUAUUCAAAAUGUAGUUGAAAAAGAAAAUGACACUAAUAUAGAAUGA
Molecule: messenger RNA, 286 nt
Organism: Funneliformis mosseae
Lineage: Eukaryota; Fungi; Glomeromycota; Glomeromycetes; Glomerales; Glomeraceae
Source: the annotation of a GenBank genome assembly